Trichogramma pretiosum is the source of this 1558-nucleotide messenger RNA. RefSeq names its product histone chaperone asf1 (gene asf1). The transcript has 3 exons. Bases 384 to 986 code for a protein of 200 amino acids. Lineage: Eukaryota; Metazoa; Arthropoda; Insecta; Hymenoptera; Trichogrammatidae. Gene Ontology annotation, cellular component: nucleus. Gene Ontology annotation, molecular function: histone binding. The record is from RefSeq and is a predicted model, not a curated record. Gene Ontology annotation, biological process: DNA replication-dependent chromatin assembly.
CUCGAUAGAUAUACACAAUCCACGAGAGAUUGCUUGGAUAGCUAGCCGCGCGGCACACAAGAAUCACGUCUUGACUCUCGCACUUAUUUUGCUUCGGCUGCUCAUUCAUACAGUGUAGCUCUAAGCAGCUCUCGCGAGCCGCCGCAGUGCCACACGUCUCGCUUCCUCCUCGGCCGACUCUCAACAAUUGUUUACACGUUCAAUUAUUCGACCUAGAGCUAUUCUGUCGUGACUCGAGCGGUUGUACGGACUAUCGUUGAAUCGUUGGGAACGAUUGCGGAGCAACAACAUCGUCGACGCACAACUCGACCGUUCGACGAUUGCAUAGAUACGUUGCAUACUUCCAUAGGCUAGCUCUUCGUCAGUUAUAAUUGUGCGAAGCCAUGGCCAAGGUGCAAGUCGUAAACGUCGCCGUUCUCGACAAUCCGUCGCCCUUUUACAAUCCCAUGCAAUUCGAAAUCACCUUCGAAUGCAUCGAGGAACUCAAAGAAGAUUUGGAGUGGAAAAUGAUUUAUGUUGGUUGUGCUGAAUCUGAAGAGUAUGAUCAGAUCUUGGACACAAUAUACGUUGGCCCAAUCCCUGAGGGAAGGCACAUGUUUGUUUUCCAGGCUGAUCCCCCAGAUGUAACAAAAAUCCCUGUCAAUGAUGCAUUGGGUGUCACAGUAGUUCUACUGACUUGUUCCUAUAGAAAUCAAGAAUUUGUACGAGUUGGUUAUUUCAUUAACAAUGAAUACACGGAUCCAGAGCUAAAGGAAAAUCCUCCACAACAACCUCAGUUUGAUAAAGUGCAAAGGAAUAUCUUAGCUGACAAACCACGUGUUACUAGGUUUAAAAUUAAUUGGGAUGAUGGCACAAAUGCGCAAUCCAAUACUAUGAAUGAUGGAAUGGAUGUUCAAAAUGCAGCUGCAGAUGACAGUAUGACAGAUGUUGCGAAUAAUUCUCUGAGUUUUACAGAAAAUACGCAAAACAGUAUGGAAGUAAUGUAAAAUAUUAUAGUUAAUGUAUUAUAUUUUACUUGAAUACCCAGACUUGAGGUGGUAUUCAAGCUAAUCUAUUUGUAAUUUCAUAGAGACACGUUUGCAAGUGAAACUUGAUUUUUAUUUUGAUUGUCGCCAUCAUAGUCAUACAAUUAUUAAUUUCUUCAUUUAUUUAUUAUUUUUUUUUAAUUUAAAAAUUAAUGACUUGAUAUGGGUUAAGUUUAAAACCAAUAUUUUUCAUUGAUGUCAAGUAUAUAGUCUUAGAUUAAAUUUAAAACUAAUCUACUUGUGUACUGCGCUAUCUGCAAAAAAUUGAAAGCUAAUUAUUCUAUCAAAGAUAGUUUUCAAAUGUUACAAGGCAAUGGCAAUUUUAACUAUUUAAUACUUGAUUUCAAGAUUUUAUUUUAUCUGUUGAAAAAUUAUAACAUGUCAAAACAUGAUCAAUACCAUUUCAUGUUACUUUUAGGUUCACUUGUUCAUUGCCCCUAGAUCAAUUUUUAUAAAUUCCCAUAAAAUAAGCUACUACUUAAACAAUCCCUGUAAAUAUAUACAUAUUAAAUAGUAUUUUCUACUUACAUAUA